AUGCCCUCGCGAGGGCCUCCGUCUCCCGAAGCGCAACAACAGGGCAUCAAGCGUCAACGCCACUCCGACUCGGACCGAGGCUCGCCUCGAAACGGCCUGGCCAGCCCGACGGCCGAUGCGCCGCCAAAGCCCGGCCAGGGCAGCAACUUUCGCAACGUGAGCGCCUGCAACCGCUGUCGCCUGCGCAAGAACCGCUGCGACCAGCAGCUGCCCAGCUGCGCGAGCUGCGCAAAGGCCGGCGUCGCCUGCGUCGGCUACGACCCCAUCACCAAGAAGGAAAUCCCGAGGAGCUAUGUCUUUUACCUCGAGACCCGCGUGGAGCAGCUCGAGAGGCUUCUCCUCUCCAACAACAUCUCGUUCCCGCCCGCCAAGAAUCUAGAGCCGUGCUCCCGGCCCUCUCCCUCACGGCCGGGGGAUGGCGCUGACCGCGACGCAGCAAGGCCGCGCAACCGGGCAUCCGAGUCGCUCAAGGCCAAGAAGACGGCACAAAGCUCGGCCAUGCUUAGCAUCGCCAGUCCCUCCCGACCGAGGUCCCUGGCCUCGGCCUCGGGCGUGUCGUUUGCCAGAGUCGUCUAUGCCGCCGUCCAGUACUCCGUGUCUGAUCAGGCCGGCACAGGCGAGCGAUCCGGCCAUCGCAAUCCUGGCGGAAGCGGCACCUCGAUGCGUGACUCCUUUUUCGGCCUGCAUACCAAACCCACCAUCCAGCCGGCCCCUUUCCCCGACAAGGACGUCGGGCUAAGGCUCGUCACUCUCUACUUCGAACACGCCAACCCCCAGAUCCCUAUCCUCCAUCGAGGCCAAUUUAUGCACGUCUUUGAGCACGCCUACGACAACCCGGGCAAGGACCUGGCGGCUCGAGAGCUGUACCUGCUCAACAUGGUCUUUGCCAUAGGCUGCGGCGUCAUUGUGGGCGAGCCCGUCAAGACCGAGGCAUCGGAAAAGAUGCCCAUGCACCAGACCAGGAAGCAGCGCCGGCCCGAGGAGUACCACGCGAGCGCCAUUGUGCACCUCGAGUCGUGCCUGAGCUUCAGCGGCGGAGGGCUCGAGGUGCUGCAGGCCGUGCUGCUGCUCGCCAACUUUGCCCUGCUGCGCCCCGUGCCGCCCGGCCUUUGGUACAUUACCGGAGUGGCGGUACGGCUUGCGGUGGACCUCGGGCUUCACCACGAGGACGGGGGCGACGUUGAGGGGCCUGCCCAGGUCCGGUCGUCGGGGCCUGACGUGGCCAGGGGCGGUGCUCAGGAGCGCGGGCGGCGGCUAUGGACCCGCGACAUGCGCCGGCGGCUCUGGUGGUGCACGUACUCGUUCGACAGGCUCGUGAGCACCUGCGUCGGUAGGCCCUUUGGCGUCAGCGACCAGGUCAUCACGACGGAGCUGCCCUCGCUGCUCGAAGACGACUUCAUCACUCCAACCGGCUUCCUCGAGGAGCCCGAGGGCAACGGGCUGCGGCCCAGCUACAAGCACGUGGCGCACCACUACUUUCGCCUGCGCAUGCUGCAGUCGGAGAUGCUCCAGGUGCUGCAGUACAACCAAGCGCAGAUGGCGCGGGCCGCCGCCAGCAGCAGCAGCAGCAGCAGCGACGACAGGCAGGGCGCGCGGUAUCGUCCCGAGAUGCACGCGCGGCUCUCGUCGCCCUAUCUCGCGUGCUUUGACUCGUUCCGGACGUGGCGCAUCGACAUCGACCGGCGGCUCUACGAGUGGAAGGCGGCGGCGCCGACGCGGCUGGAGACGGGCGUGGCCUUUUCGACCGAGUUCCUCGAGCUCAACUACUGGCAGGCCAUCAUCAUGCUGUACCGGCAGAGCCUGAGCGUGCCCGUCAUGUUCGAGGGCGAGUACAACACGUCGGACGAGGUCAACAGCCCCGCCGCCUACACGGUCGAGCUGCGCGAGGACGAGGAUCGCAUCUACCUCAAGGUGGCCGAGGCCGGGCAGAAGAUUCUGCGCAUCUACCGCCAGCUGCACCUCAGCGGCCUCGUGAGCUACACCUACCUGUCCACGCACCACCUCCUCAUGGCGGGUAUCUCUUACCUGUACGCCAUCUGGCAUUCCCCCGUCGUGCGCAGUCGCUUGUCCAUGGACGAGGUCGACUUCACCGUCCUGGCCGCAAAGUCGGUCUUCACCGACAUGAUCGACAAGUGCCCGCCCGCGGAAACGUGCCGCGACGCCUUUGACAGGACGGCAAAGGCGACCAUCAAAAUGGCCAGCUCGAGCGGCGGCUUCGGCCCUCGGCCGGGCAGCCACCACGCGCACCGGCACAUGAGCUGGGCGCCCGGGCCUGGCGUCGCGUCGUCGACGGCGUUGCAACAGCAGCAGUUGACGCGCCACGGGCACAGCAAGUCGGCGGAUCAGGGGUCGGCGUUUCACCUUGACAUGCCCAUGCCGGACAAGCUGUCGUCGCCGAGCCAGUCAGCCGCCACAGGGGAAGGGCAGACGCCGCCUCUGCGCAGGGCCAAGACGUUUGACGCGGACACGCACAUGGCCCCGGCUUGCCCGCACGGCGCGCCGCGUCCCGCCGAGAACGCCAUGAGCCACGAGGGGGCGCGGCCGCCGUCCUCCUCGCCCAUCGAUCCGCUGCUGGCCCCGUCGCCGCCGUUGUCCAUGUCUCGGCGGGCGGACCUUGAGCAACCGGCGAGCACCUUUAUGGGCCAGCAGCAGCAACAGCAGCAGCAGCCGUUUGGCGUGGCGCAGGGCUCGGCGGGCGACUACCCGGACUCGCAGACGCUCGAGUUUCUGCAGACACUGGGCGGCGACGGCAUGCACGGGCUGGACCAGGCGCAGUUGGACCUGGGCUUCGGCAUCAACUGGGAAGGGACGUACAAUGACUACGGCGAGGGCCAGCAGAUGAAUCCCUUCGACACCUUCUUCUUUGGCGGUGGCCAGCAGAGCGGCGGCGGCAACGGCGGCAGCGUCGGCCGCGGGCGCGCAAGCUCGCAUGGGUCGAGCGGCGGCGGCAUCAGCAUGUGA
Hirsutella rhossiliensis is the source of this 2961-nucleotide messenger RNA. Its product is annotated as fungal specific transcription factor domain-containing protein. The transcript has 5 exons. Gene Ontology annotation, molecular function: sequence-specific DNA binding; DNA-binding transcription factor activity, RNA polymerase II-specific; zinc ion binding. The record is from RefSeq and is a predicted model, not a curated record. Lineage: Eukaryota; Fungi; Ascomycota; Sordariomycetes; Hypocreales; Ophiocordycipitaceae. Gene Ontology annotation, biological process: positive regulation of transcription by RNA polymerase II; DNA-templated transcription. The coding region runs from base 1 to 2961 and encodes 986 amino acids.